This is a messenger RNA of Botrytis cinerea B05.10, 1776 nucleotides long. RefSeq lists its product as hypothetical. The transcript has 2 exons. The record is from RefSeq and is a predicted model, not a curated record. NCBI's taxonomy places the organism in Eukaryota, Fungi, Ascomycota, Leotiomycetes, Helotiales, Sclerotiniaceae. Bases 368 to 1573 code for a protein of 401 amino acids.
GCAGUUGGGAAAUGUCCUUUCGACCACUUUCCCUUCCUCGUCUGGUGCUUUCCCAUAUCUUUAUCUUUUUGCUGCUGCGAUUUUCGCCCGGGGACUGGAUAAAUUCAUCGUUGUUAUCCAUCCAUUGCCAUCAGUGUGUCACCAGUGGACGGAGACUUUUACUUUUCCCCGCAAGCGUUCGAGGGGGGGUGUUACAUACCUAUAUAUUUUCUUGUAUACAUAUAUCUCGGCAUGGAUCAUUCUAUUUGAAGUUUGCGAUAUAAACUACAUUGAAUUCUUCAAGAUGUCGAUGUCGAUGUCGAUGUCGAUGUCGAUAUCGAUAUUUUCGCGGUCCCUAUGGCUGUUGAUAUUUCUGGGACUGAGCUCCAUGAAUGUGGUACAAGUACGAGGGCACUUUGGAGCUGUGAGAAUGGAAAAUGAGGGGAAUUUAUUGAGUCCGCGAUAUUAUAUGGGGUUGACUGAGGGGAGAUUGUUGGAGAGGGAUACUGGGGUUUGUGCAAGUGGUUUCCAUUCUUGUCUCGAUAUAAAUGUAGCAACGUGUUGUUCAAACACCGAAUACUGCAUCAUAUCCCCCUCCAUCGGACCCUCCUGCUGCGCUAUAGGCAGUAAUUGCGACUCGCCCUGUUCCUCCGCUUCCUAUCUCAGUAACAAAACCAUCACUAUCUCCUCCACCACAACCGUAACAACAACAUGUCUCCCCCGCGCCUGUCCCUCCAUCUCUAACUACCAAUGUGCUAGUUCUCUCGGCGGAGGCUGCUGCAACUACAACGCGCAAUGCAUUUCCUCAGCUGGAUCCAGCGGCUGCGCAGUCACAAUCUCCUCUUCCUCAACCCCCGCUCUCGUCUCCAUCAUCCCAUCCGGAUGUACAACCAACCAAUUCGCCUGCGCCAGCUCCAUGGGCGGCGGAUGCUGCGAUAAUGGAUUCGGUUGUACGGUUCUCAGCGGUACAAAUUACUGCGCUGCGACCACCGGCACCGGAUCCGCUAUCCGUACAGGCAGCAAUGGCAUUCUCGCAACCGGAUCCUCAGAUGCAAAUUCCACAUCUAAUAAUCGCGGUCUCUCCACAGGCGCCAAAGCCGGAAUCGGCGUUGCAGUGGCGCUUCUCGUGUUGGCCUGUGUAGGAGCUUGCAUAUAUUUCUUCACGAUCCAUCGUCGACGGGCUCUCCACUCUAACUCUUCCUCACAUCGCGAUGCGGAUAAUCCUCCUGCUGCAAUGUCUCAGCUUUCCGGCUCUCGACUAUCCCACAAAUCGGAAUCGAAAGCCGGAUCGAAAAUUUCGAGACCGGGUGUAUCGCCGCGUGGGAGACAGGGGUCGGAUUAUUUUGGGAUGACUACGGCGCCCAGUGGACCGUUUACGGAGAGUGCGGGGACGAGUCCCGGGUUGGCGAGUCGUGGGGGAGUGCCGGCUACACCGCAGAGUCCGAGUGAUAUUGCGGCGCCGGUGGAGAUUGGGGGGGAGGGGAUGGAGACGAGGAGAGAGGAGGGGAAUGCGAGUGUGGCGACCACGCCGGGUGGGGGGUGGGAGUAUGUUAAAAGGGAGAAGUUUAGGGAGAGGAUUGCGGAGUUGGAGUAAGAAUUGAAGUGGAGAUGAGGAAAUUCCCCUCGUUGGGAGUUUGAUGGGAAAAUUGGAAACAGUAUCUCGAUAUCACUUCCUCGCGUGUGGAAAAAAAUCUCCCCGGGUAUUCAGUAUAUAUUGGGCAAUGCAUAUACAUACAUGUAAGGAGGAUAAGAGUAGUUACUCGGACAUUUUUCUUGCUAAAAUACUAGAACUUGCGA